This is a messenger RNA of Mus musculus (house mouse), 965 nucleotides long. RefSeq names its product CDGSH iron sulfur domain 1 (gene Cisd1). The transcript has 3 exons. Gene Ontology annotation, molecular function: L-cysteine:2-oxoglutarate transaminase activity; 2 iron, 2 sulfur cluster binding; pyridoxal phosphate binding. Gene Ontology annotation, cellular component: mitochondrion; mitochondrial outer membrane. The record is from RefSeq and is marked provisional. The coding region runs from base 96 to 422 and encodes 108 amino acids. Gene Ontology annotation, biological process: protein maturation; regulation of autophagy. NCBI's taxonomy places the organism in Eukaryota, Metazoa, Chordata, Mammalia, Rodentia, Muridae.
AGUGAGUGGGCCCCGAGGUCGCGUCUUGCCCAAGUCUCCGCGGUCCCCAGCGCUCGCUCGCGCGGUCCUGCCACGGCCUUCCUGCUGCCCGCGCCAUGGGCCUCAGCUCCAACUCCGCUGUGCGAGUUGAGUGGAUCGCGGCCGUCACCUUUGCUGCUGGCACAGCCGCUCUCGGUUACCUGGCUUACAAGAAGUUCUACGCUAAAGAGAAUCGCACCAAAGCUAUGGUGAAUCUUCAGAUCCAGAAAGACAACCCGAAGGUGGUGCAUGCCUUCGACAUGGAGGAUCUGGGGGAUAAGGCCGUGUACUGCCGAUGCUGGAGGUCUAAAAAGUUCCCCUUCUGCGAUGGGGCUCACAUAAAGCACAACGAAGAGACUGGCGACAACGUAGGACCUCUGAUCAUCAAGAAAAAGGAAACCUAAUGGACAGUUGCGAGGCUGCACCCAGCGUGUUGUGAUGUCACCUGCUGAUUUACGUAGAAUGGCACCCAACCCACCGUCUGAUUGGCCUCCCCGGUUCUAGAUGUGGUUGGUCCCUGCAAAUCACAGCUCUCAUAUCCAUGGCAUCGGCCUUGCUACUGAAACAUGUGGUGCACGUUUGUUGAAAGAAGAAGAAAGGCUAAACCAACCUCGUGCUAUAUGGGUUAUUUUGGUCUUGUAAGGAUCCGUUCCUUUAAAAUAAUGGUCUUAGAAUAUAGUUGUAUCUUGAGGUUAAAGUAUUAAAUUAUUCCAAAAUCAUGUACAUGUACAUUGUACUUGUCAGUUUAAGGGAGAAUCUUUUCUUAUCGGUUCGUUAACUUGGAAAGUAACGGGGUGUGAUGAAAUUGCGUUGAUUUCUUACACCAUGGGAGAACCCUGCCGUGACCCUCACUCCUCCUGGUUGAGCUGGUGACAUGGAUACACUUUGUGUGCUUUAAUGUUGUUCUCCUUAAACUUGCCCGGGUCACCAAUAAAGGGGCAGCAACU